Molecule: messenger RNA, 1333 nt
Organism: Ipomoea nil (Japanese morning glory)
Lineage: Eukaryota; Viridiplantae; Streptophyta; Magnoliopsida; Solanales; Convolvulaceae
Exons: 2
Coding region: 66-827 (253 amino acids)
Cellular component (GO): plasma membrane
Source: RefSeq, a predicted model, not a curated record
AGCAGAGAAUUGAAGCGGGCAUUGAGGGUUAAUUGAUACGAUAUAUAUAUAUAUACAUUAAUAGGAUGUCUCAACCAAUUAAGCCUCUGAAAAAGCCACCAGGCUACAGAAGAGAACCUUCGAUCAUCCAAAUGCCGCUGGAGGUACCGGAGCUUGUGGCGUAUCCGCGACUUCCGAAGCACGCGCCGCCGCCCUACCCUCAACGGCGAAGGCGCAGGAAUUGCUGCUGCAUGUGUUGUUGCUAUUUCAUCCUUUUCCUCAUAUCCCUCAUCCUCUUGUUGAUCCUGUGCGGGGCCAUUUUCUUCCUGUGGUUCCACCCCAAGCUGCCGGUUUUCCGCCUCACCUCCCUUGAUUUCACCAAAUUCGCCGUCACCAACUCCCCCGACGGCGCCUCCGCCACCUUGAACGCCCAAGGCACCCUCGGGGUGGAGAUGAAGAACCCCAACAAGCGGCUGAAAAUGGUGUACGGGCGGACGAAGCUGGAAUUGAGAGGCGCCCGCCGCAGUGAGGACUUGCGCCUCGGGAAGGGCAGCGUGGGCGGUUUCGUGCAGAAACCGGGGAAUGUGAGGGAGUUGAAGGUGAGGAUUCGGUCUAAGGAGGAGUUGUUUGGGAAGAGUGCAAGAAAUGUGGGGUACAGAUUCAAGAGGAAGAAGCUGAAGGUGAACGCUGAAGUGAAGACACGAAUUGGAAUAGGUUUCUCGGGGGGUUGGCGCGCCGGCCCCAUUAAGGUCACCGUGCGCUGUAAAGGUCUCAGCUUGAAACACAUUUCCGAUGGCACCUCCCGGAAAUGUCACGUUAAACUGCUCAACUUGUUUUAUAUAAGCUGACGGAUUAUUACCAAUUCAAUCCAGCUUCAGAUCAAAAUCACAAAUUAGUUCUUAUGUGCAUAUAUAGAACAACUCUAGUGUGUUAUAGGUAGGCCAGAAGGUAGCAGGCCAGAAAGCCGAGGUUGGGCUCGCAUAGACUUAACUUACUGGUUCGGUAGGUAGUAUUUAAGAGAAGAUCAGAUACCAAGGUUAAAAACUAGAUAGUGGCGGUGUGAAAUUUACCACCCCUUCCCACAUAUUCUGUCAGGCCAGAGUGUAGAAGGCCCUUGGAAUUGGGAUUCAACAUUUUGGAAGAAGAAACAUAGUUUGUUUUCGGAGUGAAUUUUCAUAGAAAUAUAUGAAAUGUUUUACAGCACAAGAUCAAUUAGUACGACAGGCAUGCUAUCCAUUUUCAGAUUCUUGUGAAUUUGUUUGUAGCAAAAUUUAAUCAUGGAGUAAUUUAGUCGGGCUGGCUUAGCUUGUAGAUAAGUUGGGUUGUAAUAUAAUAUAUUAAUAUGUUUGAUCUG